This is a messenger RNA of Labeo rohita (rohu), 1687 nucleotides long. It is a transcript of the gene mthfsd, whose product is annotated as methenyltetrahydrofolate synthetase domain containing. The record is from RefSeq and is a predicted model, not a curated record. Gene Ontology annotation, molecular function: nucleic acid binding. The transcript is spliced from 9 exons. Gene Ontology annotation, cellular component: cytoplasm. Lineage: Eukaryota; Metazoa; Chordata; Actinopteri; Cypriniformes; Cyprinidae. Bases 118 to 1395 code for a protein of 425 amino acids.
UGCAUCUGCAGCCUGUCGUAAAUGUCGAAAGAAGAAGAACCUUACAAGUAGAAGAUUUUGUUUCGUCAUUUAUUAAAUGUGAUUCGUGGAAGCAGGAACUUUGAACUAUUCCGCAUAAUGGAGUCAGUCAUAAAAAUUAAUCAAGGGGAUACUAAAUGGGACAUACGCCAUAAAGUAUGGAACUACAUCGAAGCAAAAAACCUAGCCAGUUUCCCACGACCUGUGCACAACAGAAUUCCCAAUUUCAAGGUAGCAGCUCAUGCUUGUAAAAGACUCCCAGAUCUGCAGAAGUUCAGAUCCAGCAGAGUGAUCAAAUGCUAUCCCCAAUUUCAGGGUGCACUGGAGGCAUGUGCUAAGGUGUCACUCUUUGAGAUCUUCAUCAAAGCUGCUGUGGUCAAGGUAGAUCCUGAUAAACCGCUAGAAGGGGUUCGACUAGCUUCUCUGCAGGCAAGAAAAACAUUGCUUGUUCCAACUCCUCGGCUAAAAACUGGAUUAUUUAACAGGAUAAUUCCACCAAAAGGUGCAACCAAAGAAGAACUGCGUGUUUGUUCUACGUCUCAGGGUAUUAAAGAGUUCAGUGUUCCAGUUGGUUUGGAUGACAAAGUUUAUGUGGAUCUUGUCGUAGUUGGAUCAGUGGCUGUAUCUGAAAAAGGCUACAGAAUUGGAAAAGGUGAAGGCUUUGCAGACAUGGAAUAUGCUAUGAUGGCAUGCAUGGGAGCCAUGUGUGAAUCCACUGUGGUCAUCACCAUUGUUCAUGAUUGCCAGGUUGUGGACAUUCCAGAGGAACUCAUUGAAAGUCAUGACCUCACAGUUGACUUUAUUCUAACUCCAACAAGAAUCAUCAGAACUGAAUGCUUAUACCCCAAACCACAAGGCAUCAUUUGGUCAAAGUUACACACAGAAAUACUGAAGAAAAUACCCAUUCUGAAGAAACUAAGAACACUGGAGCAGGCUGCUGGGGAAGAUGUUACUUUAAAGACAAUGCCUGCUGAAGAGGAUGAAACUAAGAUAUCCAGCAAGCUAAAAUGGCAGCCUAAUUGUCAUCAUAAAGCUGAGCUGCAAUGUGAAGAUUUAUCUUCUGAAGAUAACAAGUGUGCUGGAUUUGACCACAAAUUUCCUAAAAGUUCUGUCACCACUAUAUGCCUGAGUAACGUUCCAGCUGGUUUACGUGUGAGUGAGUUGAAAAGCUUGCUCAGAGAACAAGAAGCUGUUCCUCUGAGAAUCAGCUGGCAGGGGACAAAGCACAGAGCAUUCCUGCUGUACCCUGAUUACACUAGUGCAGAGCACGCUCUCACUGCUUUUGAAAAGCUCUCCAUUAAUGGCCGCACCCUACAUGCUGAAUGUGCCAGGAGUCAGAGGCCAAAGACCCAGAGAGGAUACCAGAUGGGGUGGUAAAAGGUUCCAUGCUUCUAUAGAGGAUAGUGUAUUUAAUCCAGCAUUCUGAUCUGUAUACCUUUCUAAACAAGAAUUUACAUUUCUAUUUUUUUUUAUCUAUAACUCUCUUGUAUGCUUGCAAAUGGUUAACUCUCACACAAUAAAUAUAAGAAUCUUUAAAAAGCAUGUCAUGAAAACGUCAUGAAAGUUCUGCUAAAAGUGUCUGAAAGUGUUUAUUAUGCUGCUGCUUUUUUUUUUUAAGUGUCUAUUCUUAUACAUUUCUUGUUAAAAAUAAACAGUGUUUAUAAAUGGG